ACCGCGCCCCAAAGGAUAGCAAACAUUCUUGGCGUCGUCCAUGUUACAUCGGGACUGGGGAAGAAUAAGACAGAACCUGACAAAUCACACUGUGGAAAUUGGUGAUAUUGCUGAUGGCUGCUGGCGUCUCAUCGUGCGCGAGUUAAGGCUGGCUGAUUUGGGGGUUUUAUUCCGCAUAUGCCAAGAGGCAGUUGGCCCAGCGAGUUUAGGAUCGCCAGUCCCCUGAGCUGAGGCUAUCGACCGCCGGCACGCCGAGUUCUGCUGCGGCCCCAGCUCCUUCCCAGCCAGUGGGUUCCCUCCCACUCCGGUCCAGCCAUGGAUCAGGACUAUGAACGUCGGCUGCUGCGGCAGAUCAACAUCCAGAACGAGAUUCCCAGCCCCAUUAAAGUGACGGAAGUGAUGAGAUCUCUGACGCCCACUAACUCCCCGCUGUCCUCACCCAGCAAGCACGGUGACAGGUUUAUUCCGUCCCGCGCCGGUGCCAACUGGAGCAUCAACUUCCACAGGAUCAAUGAGAACGAGAAGUCGCCCAGUCAGAACAGGAAAACCAAGGAUGCUACGUCUGAUACCAGCAAAGCGGAUGGCCUGGCGUACUCCGCCCUCCUGAAGAACGAGCUGCUCGGCGCUGGCAUCGAGAAAGUGCAGGAUCCCCAAACGGAGGACCGCCGCCUGCAGCCGUCCACGCCCGAGAGGCGGAGCCUCUUUAAUUACUCGAUCAGCGCCAAGCGCUCCACCCCUGAUGAUGGAAACAGCAUCUCGCCGUAUUCCUUAUCGCCCGUCAGCAGCAAGAGUCAGAAGCUGCUGCGCUCGCCGCGGAAACCCACCCGCAAGAUCUCCAAGAUCCCCUUCAAGGUGCUGGAUGCCCCCGAGCUGCAGGACGACUUCUACCUGAACCUGGUGGACUGGUCGUCCCUGAACGUGCUCAGCGUGGGCCUGGGCACCUGCGUCUACCUGUGGAGCGCCUGCACCAGCCAGGUGACCCGACUGUGUGACCUUUCGGUGGAGGGGGACUCUGUCACCUCCGUCGGGUGGUCCGAGAGGGGUAACCUGGUCGCCGUGGGGACGCACAAAGGCUUCGUACAAAUCUGGGAUGCUGCCGCCGGCAAAAAGCUCUCCACGCUGGAGGGGCACACGGCUCGAGUCGGCGCGCUGGCGUGGAACGCGGACCAGCUGUCGUCAGGCAGCCGCGACCGCGUGAUCCUGCAGCGGGACAUCCGCACGCCCCCCCUGCAGUCAGAGCGCCGCCUGCAGGGCCACCGUCAGGAGGUCUGCGGCCUUAAGUGGAGCACAGACCACCAGCUGCUUGCCUCCGGGGGCAACGACAACAAGCUGCUAGUGUGGAACCACUCCAGCGUGCUGCCGGUGCAGCAAUACACGGAGCACCUGGCAGCGGUGAAGGCCAUCGCCUGGUCGCCCCACCAGCACGGGCUGCUGGCGUCGGGCGGGGGCACGGCUGACCGCUGCAUCCGCUUCUGGAACACGCUGACAGGGCAGCCGCUGCAGUGCACCGAUACCGGCUCGCAAGUCUGCAACCUGGCCUGGUCCAAGCACACCAAUGAGCUGGUGAGCACCCACGGCUACUCUCAGAACCAGAUCCUGGUGUGGAAGUACCCCUCCCUGACUCAGGUGGCCAAGCUGACGGGUCAUUCAUACAGAGUCCUCUAUCUGGCCAUGUCACCGGAUGGAGAGGCCAUCGUGACGGGGGCUGGAGAUGAGACCCUGCGCUUCUGGAACGUGUUCAGCAAAACGCGGUCGACAAAGGAAUCUGUGUCUGUUUUGAAUCUCUUCACCCGGAUACGGUAGUACAGCGCGGUGCUCUGGGGGGAGCAGCGUCACAUUUCACAGAGACAGGAUGCCGAUGCCAGAGCAUAACUGUCACUCACAAAGCCACGCCCCCCCCCCCCCAAACAGGAGAGGAGUGGUGGGGGCCAUUCUCUUCAUUUUUGUUUGUUUACAAAGAGACUUGAUUUUGGGACAGCCAAAUACAGAAUCAAAGGAAGUCAUUUUUGUUUUGUUUGUUAAAUGUACAGUUCUGUUCUAAUUGUUUUGGCUUUUCUUUUUCUAUGUACCGUUUUAUACCAUUGCGUGCGCGUGUGUGUGUGUUGCGAACAGCAAGUUUUGCGCGAACCAGCCUUAACAUGGUGCAAACCAAUUACCUUGAAAUAACCGGGCCUGGACACUGAUGGGCAAAUUUUUUCUUUUUUUUCUUUUUCUUUUAAGAAUGAGGUGGAGCCAAAUGGAGACUCUAGGAUAUGCUGAAGCAAACACGUGUUUUUAAGUCUCACUGUUAGGUUGUAUUUCUUUAUGGAAAUCAGGGAAUGGAAGCUACAGAGGACCUAAAAUUACUAUCAAAGUUCAACUGUAGAAAAGAGAAUCAACAUUUUUGAUGUAUAAAAGCACUUCACUUAAAGUGAUUGAGCAGUUGGAAGAUGUUGGUAAUCAGUUGGAUGCGAACAAUUUUUAGUUAAAAUUUGGCCAUUUUGUUGGAAAACUAAUUUAAGGCUGUUCGUCUUUUACACUAGCUUUGGCUAAUCAGUGAAAUUCCUGGUCAUGUAAACCUAUUUCUGUUCAUCAGUUUGACCUUUUUAAAUGGUCUGUGUGCCGUUUUGGUUUCCUUGCCGUACGUGUGAUUGCUGGUGGCAUCGGCGUGCUUUAACGAGCUGAGCCUGGCUGCUUUUCAUCAUCCUGCCAUGUUCUUGUGUGAAUCACUCGCAUAACCUGCAUACGAUGGUCACUAAAGGAUGGUAAGCUAUGAUCACUGUCAGUAUGCAUGCUAAACCCAGAACAAUAUCGGCAGUGCUUUGUGGUUCUGCUGUACUGCCAGAUGCAAAUCCAGGUUUAAAAUAGGAUUGUCUGCAUGUUUCACGGUGAAUUUCCCAGGUACAUAUUGUAUUAUAAUUCCAUGCAUAUUUGAGUUUCAGCUAAUUCAAGUUUGUUUUUUUCACGAGUUGAUCAGACAGUAGGAUAUUUGGGGGAAAAUCACUCAAUAUGAAAAAUGACAUUUGUCAUUUUUUCUGUGCGUGUUGCUCUUGUUUGUGAUCGCUUGAAUGGCAUGCUUCUAUUGGAAUGAAUGUUAUUUAUUUGACUUGUGGACAGUGUUACAAUCUGGGUUGAAUGUGAGAGAAAUUUCAACACUGACUUACUGUUUUUAUGUCCUGAGUUUUUUUUUCUUUUAUUUUGUAUGUCUCAUUUUUUCUUAGCAACAGCAAAGUUAACAUCAUAACUGCCAACUUGAACAGCUUAAAGAAUGUUUAACACAAACUCAAAGAAUUUAUGGACAUAACUGAAUAAAUUCUAAUUUUUGGCCCA
This is a messenger RNA of Paramormyrops kingsleyae, 3309 nucleotides long. It is a transcript of the gene fzr1a, whose product is annotated as fizzy/cell division cycle 20 related 1a. Gene Ontology annotation, biological process: positive regulation of anaphase-promoting complex-dependent catabolic process; positive regulation of ubiquitin protein ligase activity; anaphase-promoting complex-dependent catabolic process. Gene Ontology annotation, molecular function: ubiquitin ligase activator activity; anaphase-promoting complex binding; protein binding. Lineage: Eukaryota; Metazoa; Chordata; Actinopteri; Osteoglossiformes; Mormyridae. Gene Ontology annotation, cellular component: anaphase-promoting complex. The record is from RefSeq and is a predicted model, not a curated record.